AUAAAUUCUUUCACGAUCGAAGCGAAGGACUUGCAGUUGACUGAUUCCUGAGAAGUAGCCACAUUGCCGGAGGACAGAAGAGACCCUUUGGUUUCGACUUGCUUGUUUGAGAGACAACCAACGUCAGAGAAAGUGUUGGAAAUUCCCCUUGUGUACUGAAAACCCGGAAGUACACGUAAGCACUGGAACAUCUGACUUUAUGACUCAGUUUGAAAGCAUAGACAAACAACAAGGCCGCUGUACGUAUACCUGUGGUGUACUAACGGAAUAACAAAGAUUUCUAUAGUGAAAAGCCUGGUAACUGCACAGUUUGGGUCUGCCAAGAACCCUAUACUGUGCAUAGCUUCGUUGUUGGCACCAAAAAUUAAAUACCUUUUUAAGAGCUCGAGAGACAAUUAUUAAAUUAAUAUUUGACUCUGAACUGGGCCAUGCGCAAACCAGCAUCAAGAAACCACAUCUAGCGAGAUAUUAGACUUAAAACAAGGACAACAACAACAACUUCUUGCUGAGGACCCGCCAUGUUGCUAGUCAUGUUGCUUGAGUUUGCAGUAGUGGUGUUGGUGAUAUUGUUAUGGCUGGUGUUCGUGCUGGCCCUGGUGCUGGCACUGGCAGUUUUCGUCAGCAUCUACUUCUUCCCUCAGCUGGGCCAGACAGUCGUCAACUUCUGCAGGGAAAAGUUCAACCAAUACAUCAACAGCCUACCUCGAGCUCCCCCUGGCCGUACAAAUGGUACUGCAGGUGGUACAACAGGUGGUUAUCAAAACCAGGACCAAACUGGCUCCUCUGGUUCAGAGUACAGCCGGCCCAGGGACCCAGGAGUCAGCUAUGACUGUCCCAUCUGUCUGGACAGAGCCAAGUUUGCCACUGAGACCAACUGUGGGCAUGUCUUCUGUGGUCCAUGUAUCCUGAGAUACUGGGACAGAGACACCAGACCUGUCAAAUGCCCCUACUGCAGACAGUCAGUCACCCUGCUGAUGAAGUGUUUCAGUGAAGAGGACCUGCGAUCUCCUGACCAGGACUCUGUCAGUCAGCAAGUCAUCCAGUAUAACAGGACAUUCCUGGAGGAGCCAAGAGGGUUCAUCACAUCAUUGCGUGACCUGCCCACCAUCCUGCGGCAUGUUUGGGCAGACAUGUUCUCAGUGGGAGGACUCUUCACACUGCUCACCUGGGAGCGCAUGCCUGUCUAUCUAUUCACCUGUGCGCUCUACCUGGCCUCACCUAUUGACGUACUCCCCGAGAUGUUCUUUGGGCCACUUGGUCUCCUUGAUGAUGCGUAUGUUGUCAUACGCCUGCUGAUAUAUGUGUCCAACGUCUAUAGAAGAAUUGUUGCAGAAAUUGAAGUUGACUGAUUCUAUAUUAUGAUUUUGUGACCUGUUUAAUAUUUGUUGCACCUUCACUGCAUGCAAUGGUAGGUAGUGUUUUUUGGUGAUAUUCUGGUGAUAUUGCAUUGAUUGCUCGGAAAAAAGGUUAAUGCUUUGAAGAAAUGCUUCUUCCUUUCAGGAAUUUUGGGCUGAAAUUGUGAACAAUAAUUUAAGUUUGAGAAAUCUAGAGCUCCAAUGUUCAUUUAAAUGAAGAUAUGUGUAUGGGUACUACCCGUUAAGUGAAUAUAGCAUAGAGACAUGGAUGAUUCAAAUUACAUAUACAUGUAUUGCCAUUUAUCUAUUUAUGUAUUUUUAGCUGCCUGUAUACAUGUAAUGCUACAUGUAUCAAUCAAAUUGUCAUAAUUUGAUUCAGGCUUUUUUCUACUCUGAGCAGUAAAGUAUGUACAUAUGUACAUACAUGCUGGGCUCUUGAUGUUUGUCUGUGAUUAGUUUCUUUUAUCUUUCUUAGGCCAACUCUAG
Molecule: messenger RNA, 1841 nt
Organism: Branchiostoma belcheri (Belcher's lancelet)
Lineage: Eukaryota; Metazoa; Chordata; Leptocardii; Amphioxiformes; Branchiostomatidae
Product: E3 ubiquitin-protein ligase RNF170-like
Exons: 5
Coding region: 519-1349 (276 amino acids)
Molecular function (GO): ubiquitin protein ligase activity; metal ion binding
Source: RefSeq, a predicted model, not a curated record